UGAGUUCAACGGCGCAGAGGGCGACAGCUUCGUGUGCUGUCCUGUAGCUGAUAUGCCAAGGAUGAUAGAAGUGGAAACCAAAAUGGAACCGAACAUAAAGUUACAUACAAAGCAGUCAUUUUUGCCAGUACACAAUCGUUUGAAAAAAUUUACCAUCCCUAAAAGAACGCCUGAUAAAGAUUUUCUUACUGACUGUUCCACUAAUCAGAGGGAUUACCAUGAAGUUAAAGAACAGCUGACUCAGGGCUGCUUUGACAGAGAAUGUAAUCUGGAAUCCUUGUGGCAUUUUGACAAGAUAGAAAUAGUUCACAAUAAAGAUCUGGAAGAGGAAUUUGUGACAAAGAGGACUAAGAUGCGUGAACAAGGAAGAAUGGACAAGGAACUCCCUAGUUUUUUAGUUGCAUCUAAAGAGGAAGUCUUGAAAAUUUGUCAGAGUGGCCUGCGAACUAGUAAUUCAAUCAAGAAACAACUACACAUCAUGAGCGAGCUGGGAAAUCCUCAACUUGGAGUGUAUUUAUUCAGACAUGUUGAUAUAGCUUUGAAAUAUGCAUCCAAAAACUCAGUCCCAAUAGAAAAUAUCAUUAUUUUCAGGGUUCUCUUGGGGAAAGUGAAAAAAAUUAACCCUCCAAAGGGCAAAAAGAAAGUUCCUUUGGAUCCAACUCCAAACUAUGAUUGUCAUGUAUCCAGAAUUCAUACUUCACUCAAGGAUUCAAUAGAGGACCAGGCCAUUGGUUCUUUGGUAUAUUUUUAUGAAUACAGUGAACUUUCAAAACCUGUGGAUAAGCCUAGGCAGUGUCUUCCGCAUGCAGUAGUAAAAGUAAGCUGUAUUAAUCAGAGAGUGAAAGCCGAUUACCCUGUAGUUUCUUUGAAGAGUAGACCUAAAAAGUUCUCUGGAAGGGGCCGAGGCCUUCUUCUGGAAAACUGUACAAUAGUCACAAGGAUAGGUAAUAGCAAGCUUAUCUAUGAGCAUUUCCAUGCGCCCAAAAACCUUGCAGUAAGUGAGAAUCUGUCUGUAGAAGUUUCUGAAAGUGCAUCCAACUGGAAUGGCUUUGUAGCUGAAACUCAGGAUAGUAAAAUGAAACACAAAUUACCUGGGCGAUGGGAUUUAGCACAAGUAGAAGCAGAUGCACAGAAUGUUCAAUGUACAUCUGAUGUAGCUCGCAACAGAGAUGGUAGAAGUAAGAAUCCAAAUGACACUUCGGUUCAUUAUAGCACUAUCGUAACUUCUAAAUAUAUUAAAGACCCCAGGUUAAAAAAAACGGAAAUAAACCUGGAGGAGAAAAAUGGAGAGCCAAUCUCUCAUGGGAUUGUGCAGCUUGAUAAUGAACUAGAAUACAAAACAGAAAUGAAGAUGUCAGCCACUUCCAGCAUACCAUGGCAUGACCUCGAGGAACUUUUUUUGCUUGCCAACUCCUGUAAUACCAUUAGUGAAGAACCAUAUACGUCAGAAACACCACAGAAAGACUUGGUUUCAAGACAGCAUAGAUCACCUAUAAGUAGCAAUAAUAAGUAUUUGGUGAACAAUGAACACACCAUAGUUAAUGUAAAUCAACUUAAUAGAGAAAUUCUAGAUUCUCAGAACACUGAUAGAGAGGUAGCACACAGUGGAAGAUUGACCAUGAAUGAAAUCCCUGAAAAGACUCCUGGGCAAAUACCUCUUUUGUCUGAAAGAACAAGCAUCUCCACAGAUGAAAAGGAAGAAAAUACAUCUAAAAAAAAUGAGGAAUGCAUGGAUAAUGUAAAAGAUUGGAUAAACACUUCUCAUAUUUUGGAUUUGGAAAACUCACCUUCUGAUUUCAACUUGAAUUUUCAAGUCAAGUGUUCAUUAACAGAACCACAGUUGAUGAAAACAGAACGGAGCAAAAAGGAAUUGGGUGACCUACCUAAUCCAGCAUUGCUUACUACCUGCACUGGCCUGACAACAGAAGAUACUGCCUUUAUGUUAGCCAGCUCUACUCCUGCGCCUUUGAAGUAUGUGAAGGAUACAGAGAUUAAACGUCCUCUGUCUGAGAACACAAUAAACAAUAGUUUAUCUGGUAACAACAGCAUGCCAGAAAUAUUUGAACAGGAAUUGGCAGUGGAGUUCAGGAACGUUAAUAACCCAGAUGUAGAAGUUAAUAGUGAGACUGAUUUUUUUUCUGAGGAGUACAGGCAAUAUUCCUCAGUACCUCAGAUGCUGUGUAGUGAUUUUGAAGUGUCUAGUGAGGACACUGACUCUGAAUAUCAGUAUUUACAACAGCGUAUGGAUUGGGAGGGUCGGUUCAUGAAAUCUCGUCCAGAUACAGAGAUUUCAGGAAGUACUUUUCUGAAAGAAAACAAAAAUUACUGUUCCUGUGAGGAAAAAACAGAACUGGGGGGAAAAGCCUCAAAAAUGUUGGACAUAGAUGUUAGGCCUGACUUACAAAUUUCAGUAGCUAACACAUUACACCCCUGUCAUAGUUCUCGCAAAGUGAAAACAAAAAAGAGGAAAUUUGUAACUAAAUGUUCAGGACAAAAAACAGGUGUUAAGUGGUCACAAAAAAAGAAAAAAGAAAAUUAUAUACGGGGCCAGAAAAAUUCUAGACUGUGUCACAGAAAGAAAGCACUGAAUACUCAAUGUUCAUCUGAAAUGGCUCUUCUGAUAUCUGAAGGACAAUUUGAAACAUUUGAACAAUCUGAAAAGCAUAUUAAGAAUGUUUUGCACGCUCUUAACACCAGGUCAUUAUUGGGCAAAAACAAGCAUCUGUUUCGAAACAUAAACGGCGCAACGUUUCACUUACAAAAAGCUCAGAGGAGUGUUAAGAAGUCUUUAAAAAUCUUGGCCAUGACUGGAAAGAAAAAAAGAAAAAAUGACUCACCAUUAAGAGUGGAUACAAGGCAGGAAGUUAUUGCCACAGCUGUGAUUUUACCUUGCGCCUAUGAUAAUGUCUUGCCAAACAAAACCUAUCAAAAGGAGAGCGGCCUUUCUAUUGAACAUUCUAACAACUGCGAAAACAUCGCUAGUGGCACCAAACGUCAAGUAGCUCUUGAUUUUAUAAUGCAGAUGUCAGAGAUUUUGCAGAAGGCAGAUGAAACAUCAUGCUUAAAUGUGUUAGAAGAACAAGUGAUUGUUUGCAAAAACAUUCUUCCCUUGUUCAUUGGAGCUUUUGAAGAAAAGCAGGGCUGCUCUUUUGAACAUGUCUUGGUGACAAGGGAAAAUGCAGAAAAAAGUAUGCAGGCUACAUUAAAACCUUGUGCCAUAGAGUCACUUGUUGAGUUACAAAUUAUAAUGGAAACCAUUGAAUUUCUGGAAAAUAAAAGGAAGUACUUAAAAAACAAACAAACUUUCCGUAGCUUGCUUUGGUUUGACAAUUCAUUGUCUAUUGAGUUGUUCGGGGGCCAGUCUGGUUAUCAACAACAAUCAAAUAUAUAUCCUGCUUUUCAGGAGAGUCUAAAAUAUGAGGCUUUUAAUGAGUUGCAAAACCAUCACCAAAAAUUAGUAGACAAGUUUGAGAUCACAAGAUUGGAAAACAAAUCUUACUAUUGCUUACUGAAAUUAAGAAGAGAAAUUAAGGAAAUUAAAUCAGCAGUGAAAAGUAAUUAUCUUUUGUCUGCGUUUUUCCUUUCAGAGCCAUAUAUUUGUGGAGCUAACUAUGGAGAUACAGUAGAAGAUUUAGUAAAUGCUAGAAAAAGUAUAGUAGAUUUAAUAAAUGUGUGUAGAAGUGAAUCAGGCAUUCCCUUAGGUACUGAAAAACUGGAGCAUCUUGGGAUUAUGAUGGAUAUUAUUUCUACAAAGAUAGAAUUUAUUAGAACCUGUGAAAAGGGGAAAAUAAAUGCAUCAUUCAUAGGGUUAGAACACAUAUAUUUUAAUGCUGCUGUAAGUUGUAUUUUGAGAGAAAGAUCUGCAUUUGCAAAUGGAGAUUUUAAAAAUGGGGAAGGACAAACGCUCAAAAUAUAUGAAGCUGCCCUUUCUAAACUCUAUGAAAUUUAUGAGGAUAAAGUGGAGAAAUUUGAAAGAAACUUGAAUUGUGCUUCUGAAGAACACAUUCUGAACAAAUCAAUAGAAAAACCUUGCAACUGUGAAGAGGUACAGGGAGAGGCAAAUUAUGAUAUUAGAAAUUAUCUAGUGUCAUAUCCAGAGAUUUGUGUUGGAGAAAUACUGGAUGAAGCUGAGUCUGUAAAUCUUGAAAAGUUACGGCAGCACCUAUGCAAAUACACUGAAUAUCUGGAAAUCCUGAAGAAGUGCUUUCAGAUUGUACAGGAAGUGGAUGUCGAUCACGUGUUGAUCACAGAAGAAAAUGUGCUGAGUUUCAUGGAAAGCAGCAGCCUAAGGCCCGUACGAUUAAAACCAGAAGCCGUUGAGGUUUAUAUGGAUCUGGCAAUGGUGCACGAGACAUUGUGUUUCAUUAAAAAUGCAAUAGCCAGAAAAGAAGAUAAGCCAAGAUUUCGGAGCUUAUUGUGGUGUGAUUAUUCACUUGUCAAUGAACUCCUAUAUUGCCAACAGAAAAUGGCUUCCUUUAGUUGUCAAAAGAAUAACCCUUUAGAAAUUACAGAGUCUUCCAUCUCUAUCCUACAGGAUGAGUUAAAUGUUGUUUAUGACUAUGCAGAAAGCUUAAACUGUUCUUAUGCACGCCAGCUUCUAACAAGAGAGCUUGAAGAACUUUUAGAGACAAGAACAUACCUGCAGACAUCGGUAUCCUCUAUUUCCAUGUGUAUUGACUUGGUUCCAUAUACUAUAGCUCUAAAUUUCGGAAGUAAUGUUUCUGAACUGGAAUACAAUUAUAGACAGUUCUAUUCGCUUUUUGAAAAAUUGCUGUUGCCAGACAGGAAGGAUUUGGGGAAAAUGGCUCAUGUUAUGAAAAUUCUGAAAACGAUUGAGCAUAUGAAAUUUAUCUGCGCCAAACUACAAAAACCACCUCUUCCCCUGGUCAUAUGCCAAAUGCUUAAAAACUGGAGAAAAUCUCGUCUGUUGAAAAAACACGAAGAUGUUAAAAGACAUGGAAAUAACAGCACACACCACAAGAGACCUGCUGGUAUAACUUCAGAAAACAGUUCCUGUGACCACAAAGAGAAAAACGAUCCUUCUGAUAGUAAAAAGAAAAAGGUUGUUGCUUCAUUGAUGACCACCGAAAAGAGAGAAGAAAAAGAAAGCUGCAAGAAUGUGAGAAAGGCUGCAAGACCUGUGCCAUUAGAAAGAGAAGAACUACAAAGAAGAAUUUCCACAGACAAUACUUCGAAUAAAAAAGAUAAGUGUUUGAAAUACAGGUCAUCUCUCUCACCUUCACAUUCAGAAGGUUUGAAAGUGGCUGAUUCCUUAGACUAUAUUGAGUUUUCACCAAAGGUUUCUACACUAGUGAACUCUAAUAUGUUGAACAAUCAGAAAAAUCAAACAGAUCUGAAAGACUUCAACAACGUCCAGAGGGAUUGUUUAAAAGAAAAUGAUCAGGAAUGCUUUGCAUCUUGUAUUAAAAGAGGUCUUACAUUAAGAGGUACACCCGUAUCUCCAAAUAAAGAUCCAUCUCCACAGAAUUCCCCUAAGGUCUCUUUUACAUCAGCAGCAAAAUUAAAUGAAGAUAUUUCUGCACUACCCACACUAAAUCAGUACCGUGAUGUGAAACUAGAUGUUACAGGGAAUGUUUCAUGUUUGAUUCCUAUGGAUUGCACAGCCAUACCCCUGGAACUUGAUAGAAAUGGGGAGAUGUAUGGAAAAAAAUCUGAGCCCAACCAUGCACUGGCCUAUAAUUCUGAUUCCUUAGAAAUACCUGAAUUAAAUAAAUUCAUGGAGCUGGAGUCUUUGUGUUCAGAUUCAUUUUCCACUGAAAAUACCCACACCUCUGCUGAAUGUUCUGAUUUCAAUCAAAAUGAACAUAUAGAGGAAACACCUCAUGUUCCUAACUACUCCAUGCAUACUUACAGGACAUUCUGUCCCUCCUAUUCUUGGUACUUCUCUCAAACUGAUAGCAGUUACCAAUGUACUCAAAUGUACCAGGAGUUCAGCUCUAACGAAAUGAACCAGCUGACUCCAGCUAUGCUUACAGCUACCAGCAUGGUAUAUAACAUGCAGUCCAGUACAUUUUAUUCACAAUCCUAUAGUCAUUUUGGGGUUGGAGAAUCACAGAGGUUCAACUUUGCCCAAACCUACCCAGUACAUAGCUGUUUCAGCUCUACAAUGUCCUUUCCAUACAGCUAUCAGCAAUGGUCACCGUGGUACACAGAAAGACCUCCUACAGCACAGGCUGCUUAUCCAUAUUCUUCCAAUACUGGCUUGUGAAUUGGUGGGAUUCGACACUAAGUCUUUAUCAGUAACAUUUCAGCUUGUAGAACAAGUUAUUUACUGCUUGCCUAAGAUACUGGAAUGCUACUAAUAAAGUAGUAAUUAUUAUUAUGAAACAUUGAUCUGAUUUUGUACUGAUUUAAAUGCUGUUGAUUCCUUUUUGAGGAGCGCCCUGUAAAUGCCCAUACCAUGAAGAAAGCAAUACAUGAAUAUUGGCAUGUCCAUCACUUCCUGGCAAUAAUUCACACAAGCGCACGUAAACACUUUUUUGGGGUGCAUGUAUCAUGACUGAGAAGAAGUACUUUUGACACAGUCGGUCCCAUUUUACAUCAUGCAUAGGACUGCUCUGUGGAAGUUUUCUAAGGUCCAAAGUAGCCACUGGGGACUUUGAAAACUGCCACCACUGUUAUUUUGGAGUAUUCUUAGGCUUUGUUCUUUCAUUUUAGAAACUGAGGGCCAAAUUACACAUCAGUAGAGAAACCAGGGGAAGAUGGAUUGCUCACUUAUAAUGCUCCCCCCCCCCAACUGGGAGAAAAUCACUAGUGAAGCUUUUGGUGGGGGAAAAUAUUUGGGGGUAACAAACAUACAAUAGCCACAACACAGAGAGAUGCCACUCUUGUCUGUGAAUGCCCCGUUUUGCAAUUGUAUUUCCGUGACAAAUGCAGUUGGGAAGCAUGUUUGCUGAGAUAACGUAAUCUUGUUCUGAAACGAUUCUUGUGCAUCAUCACGGCUGACAUUAUUAGGACUUGAAACUGUCCUUUUUGUUUAUUCUGUGGGGGAGAUUUCAGCAGUUUCAGUAAGUUGAGAAGAAACUAAAAUGACUGGUGAUUGGAAGUGGGCUGGUGAUUGGAAGCAGAGGUUCGUGGUGUUGAAGUGAAAGCAGCAUACCAGCUAAGAACUAGACUGUGACAAAGACAGUGGCAAAAACCAUUAUGUUGCUUGUACUAAAAAACACUAAAACACUGUUUUCUCUAUUUUUAGUUGCCUGACAACAGUCACCUGUUUAGUUAAAAUAUUUUCGUAGACUGAUUUGAAUGACAGCUGAAUAAUAUUUUCAUCUGAAAAGACUUCAACAGGCAAAUAAGCCAGAUCAGAAUUUGAUUGGCCAUUUAGCGCUUAAGAGGCGUGUUCUGAUUUGAUGACAGUGGGGUUUAAGUGUUCAUGUGCUGGAUUCAGACACUAUUUCCCAUCAGGCUUGGUACCAAACCGCUGGAUUUGUUUUGAGGUUAACACUUCAUCUGAUUGAUCUGCAAAGCAGUAACUCUUGGCUGCUUAGAUUUCAAAACUAAUACAAAAGUCCAAAACAGAGUGCACCAGUAAACAGAACAAGGAAAAGGAAAACAAAGUGGUAGAUGAUACAGUGGGAAAAAUGUUUUAUUAGAUUUGACAAUCCCUACUUAUUUUUUUCUGUGCUCCGUCAAGGUGAUCUGUUGGGGAAAUGUUUCCAGAAUUGGGAAUUUUCUGGCAACAUUACCACACAGAUUCCCCUGAUGAAACACAGACAAAAUGUGUAGGAGUUGUCUAUCUAACAAAAUACUUUUCCCACUACACCAGUCACUUUUUUUUCCCUUUUCUUCUGCUUAGAUUUCAUCCAAUAGGGGUCCUGUUAAAACAAGGGGGAUUCAGUUUGUUUAAAUGCCAACCACACUUUUCUUUUGUGCACUAAUUGUGCUUUUCAUGUUUGUGAUUUUUAUUCAGAAUUCUAGCUGUGUGUGUAUGUUAAAUGUGGAUGUUUUAAACGUCCCAAAUGCUUUUUAUAAAAUGUGAUAUCUUAAUAUUUUAUAUUGUGAUAAUGUAAAGACUGGAAUCAGAAAGCAGUACCAUGUAAAAUUAUUUUUGCAGCUCACGUUCUGUUUUAUAUUCAUAUUUGUGCCAUUAUUUUUGAAUCUUAGUAUUUAUAUCUGUUAAAGCUCUUUGAUUUUGUGCAUUAUAACUUUAAAUAAA
Sphaerodactylus townsendi is the source of this 8176-nucleotide messenger RNA. RefSeq names its product testis expressed 15, meiosis and synapsis associated (gene TEX15). The coding region runs from base 53 to 6229 and encodes 2058 amino acids. The record is from RefSeq and is a predicted model, not a curated record. Gene Ontology annotation, biological process: male meiotic nuclear division; homologous chromosome pairing at meiosis; regulation of double-strand break repair via homologous recombination. NCBI's taxonomy places the organism in Eukaryota, Metazoa, Chordata, Lepidosauria, Squamata, Sphaerodactylidae. The transcript has 9 exons. Gene Ontology annotation, cellular component: nucleus.